This is a messenger RNA of Caenorhabditis sp. 36 PRJEB53466, 852 nucleotides long. Lineage: Eukaryota; Metazoa; Nematoda; Chromadorea; Rhabditida; Rhabditidae. The record is from the annotation of a GenBank genome assembly.
AUGCUCCUCCUCUCCUCCAUUCUCGCGCUAUUGUGCAUUUCGGCGGCUCGAGCCGACUGUCCGGCGGCGCUGAAGACGUUGUUGAACGCGAAUCUGGAGUCGAACCAGGUGAACGGAUGCGGCUCCGAUUGGCAGUACUCUGCGCGUCCGUCCGGCGGAUGGUGCUACAAGGUUCGUCGUGCGAGGAGGUUCCCGCAUCAAGUAUCAUCGUGUUGUUCAGGUCUUCCUGGGAAGUUUGAGCCAGGCUGAUUCGGCGGCGCAGUGCGUGGCUCAGGGAGCCGUGCUCUCCGGACUUCAGGACACCACCGAACUCGCUUUCAUUCAGGGUACAGAACCUUUCAAAUCCUUAGUUUAGAUCUAUCUCAAACUGACCCUUUGCAGCGGCGACACUGGCCCAAAUGACGCAGGCAAGUGGAUCCGUGUGGCUCGGGUUGAAAAGAACGGCGGCGUGCAGCAAGAUCGGAAAGACCGCCGCGUGCACGAACACAACCGCGUUCGCAUGGACCGACGGAUCCGCGACCGGCACCGCCGGAUUCGUGUUCCAGGACGGACAGCCGGAUAACGUGAGCGCUAGGUACGGUUUUCGGCGGCAAACUGCUCGAGAGUUAGCGGUGUGACUAUUCCAGCAAAGACCAAGACUGCGCCCUUCUCCUCGUCGCCAACACCACGACCAUCACCGCCGGAGCCACGUACUACAGCGGUCAGCUGGACGAUGUUCAGUACGUGUCCAACUAGAUCUACAAUAUUCAAACGCGUACAUUUGUGUGUUGCAGAUGCGCGCCGACGUUCGCCGCCUACAACCAGGGACGUGUGACUCGUGCGUUUGUCUGCGGAAAGAAGGCUUCGAAGUAA